GCUUAUUCGAUGACUGCUUUCGAGAUGUUUCUCUCGUGACUUGAAGAGAGGUUGUGUUUGUUUGCCAAUACCUUUGCACGAAACAUUGCUUUUUCCCACGCUCAUUCAUUCAGAAAAAAAACUCAGGAAAAUACAAACGCCAUCAUGCAAAGACUCAAGUCAAAGGAGGAUUACGAGGAUUUUCUCAAAAAGACUACAGGGGUAGCAGUGAUAUUCUUUAGCGCGGCUUGGAACGGACCAAGCCGAGGCUUCACACCCAAGCUACAGGAAAUCUCUGAAGAGUUUGACGAUGUUGCUUUUGCUAAUGUAGACGUAGACGAAAACAAUGCGGUAGCUACAAAAGAGGGCGUACAGAUGCUCCCUGCAUUUUGUUAUUACAAAGGAGGAAAAAAGGUCGGAAAAUCAACUGGAGGUGACGUAGCGAAAGUGAGAAAAGGAAUCGUGAACGUCAAAGCCAUGGAAGGCUUAUAAAAAAUAGAAAAGCAAGGGGACUCUUUCACUCUAUCACAUGCUUGUACUGCACUGUAUGCUUUACUUCCAUCUUCUCAGUUAAUGCGCUAUGAGAAAAGUGAGUGUCUAGUGAACAAGAGAGGUGUGCUUUCCGAAUUAAACGAUCGUGAUUCCUAUAAAAGUACGACUGAAAAUACCCCAAAAGUUGCCUUGAAACAAAAAAAAGGAAACAAUGUUGUUAUUGGAUGUACUUGUUGUGAAAUAAAAAUCGAUAUUUUGUAAA
Messenger RNA from Nematostella vectensis (starlet sea anemone), 733 nucleotides. Its product is annotated as thioredoxin-2. The transcript has 5 exons. NCBI's taxonomy places the organism in Eukaryota, Metazoa, Cnidaria, Anthozoa, Actiniaria, Edwardsiidae. The record is from RefSeq and is a predicted model, not a curated record. The coding region runs from base 145 to 471 and encodes 108 amino acids.